Molecule: messenger RNA, 1806 nt
Organism: Aureobasidium melanogenum CBS 110374
Lineage: Eukaryota; Fungi; Ascomycota; Dothideomycetes; Dothideales; Saccotheciaceae
Product: N-acetylglutamate synthase
Exons: 1
Biological process (GO): L-arginine biosynthetic process
Cellular component (GO): mitochondrial matrix
Molecular function (GO): L-glutamate N-acetyltransferase activity, acting on acetyl-CoA as donor; arginine binding
Source: RefSeq, a predicted model, not a curated record
CAGGACUUCUUCUUUGACCUUCUGAAUGCAAGUUCGACCCGUAGAGACGCCAAACAAUACCUGGAUCGCUUCAAGCCCACUCUCGACAAGAAACCUAAGAAGACUCCUGUCGUACAUGACCCCAAGGAGUCGAAACAACAAUGGCAGCUCCAGAGGUCUGGUGUCAACCUCGGCCAGCUGUACCUUCCUACUCAAGCCGCAGCUGCCACACCGACCUUCUCUCAGUACGUAGAACAAGAGAGGCAGGUUCAACGCGGCGCUGGAGAGAUACACGUCGCACUGGUCUGUCUGAGAGCUCCUCAUCUGAUUGAUGACGAGACUCUCGACGGUAUUGCUUUGACCAUGGCUCAAUUGGUCCGUCUCGAUAUGCAAAUCGUUCUCGUACUCAACUGUGAGGACGAAAUCGUGCAAACGAACAAGUCUUACAGAGAGGUAUACCAACGCCAGGGAAGUAGAGUCGUUGCCGCCCUGGACCGUCACAACAACGAGGGUGCUCGUUACGUCGAGUCUGCUCUGAACAUUACUAACCAGGAAUCAAUGCCAGCUUCACGUCCCAAAGUCAUGGGUACUGUAGAGCUUGGUUUGCCGAAACUCAUAACAGAGCCAUUGAAGCGAGGUGCCAUACCUGUCAUACCCACAAUGGCUUAUGACACGACUUGCAAGGUUGAGAAUGUGUCUGCCAGCGCUGUUAUGCUGGCCCUGACACGCUCCUUGUCUGGUUUGGCCGCUGUCACUGGCUCGACAGAAAAACCACUUGAGGAUACCUCAUUAGACAGAAUCAUCAUGCUCGAUCCUCUAGGAGGUCUUCCUACAGAAACUCGACAGGACCAGGCGCAUGUCUUCGUCAACCUUGAGCAAGAGUACGACAUGAUUCGCGACGAGAUCAAGUCCCAUGGCAUGAACCCCCAAUACCUCGACACGCUCAGUCUGGUCAGAGAUUGCUUGGCUCUGCUUCCACCUGCCUCGUCGGCAUUGCUCAUCUCACCCGAAGAAGCAGCCAUCUCUUCGCACCACUCUCGCAAGGAAUCAACCAUUGGCAUCACCACUCGACGACAAAAGAAUCCCUUGAUUCACAACUUGCUCACCAACAAACCACUCAUCUCUUCCUCUCUGCCUGUCGCUCGUCUCUCCGCCAAUGGCAUUAUCCCUUCCAUGUCUUCCGAGAGUGCCACUCGCUCUACACUUGUAAAGCGUGGUAUGCCAUUGAUGAUAGUCCCCGACCUUCGAAACACGCCUUGGACACCACCAAAGCCCGGCGAAUCUACCAUCGCCCUAGACAACCACCCAGAUAUCAAUUUCCCUCGCCUCGUCGCUUUGAUUGAAGACUCCUUCCGCAGACCCCUCGAUGCCCAACACUACCUCAAUCGCAUCAAGAAUCGUGUCGCUGGCGUCAUCAUAGCAGGAGAAUAUGAAGGUGGUGCCAUUUUGACCUGGGAAGAACCACGAACCCCUGACUACAAGCAAUCAGGAGCAAACUCGGAUCCAACUCGCCUGGUACCCUACCUAGACAAGUUCGCCGUGCUGCAACGUUCCCAAGGCAGUUCUGGAGUAGCGGAUAUCGUGUUCCAAUCCAUGGUGCGCAGUUGCUUCCCUAAUGGCGUAUGCUGGCGAUCUCGUUCAAACAAUCCUGUCAACAAGUGGUACUUCGAGCGGUCGAGGGGAACAUGGCAUUUGCAGGAUACACAGUGGACCAUGUUUUGGACAAAUCCAGAUCUAGUGGCUGAUCAACAGCGCUGGGAGGAUUAUGUGUCAGUGUGCAGGAGUAUUGAACCUAGUUGGGCGGAUAAUAAGGCUAAGCCUGAUUAG